Messenger RNA from Linum tenue, 1783 nucleotides. The record is from the annotation of a GenBank genome assembly. NCBI's taxonomy places the organism in Eukaryota, Viridiplantae, Streptophyta, Magnoliopsida, Malpighiales, Linaceae.
GGCCAACCCAACCAAAAAGCCGUCGGUCCUACCCACGUUCCCUCCCUAACCCCGACUCCACUUCUAAACCCAAGUAUGCAGAAACUUGGAGUUCCGUCGUGGACCCAUGGCGAUGGCAGCCUCGCCGUACUUCCGCCGCCCCAACUCCUCCCCGUUCUCAACAAACACCCGCCGCUCCCGCUCGAAAUCCGCCUAACAAGGCGAAAAAUCCGCCAGCCCAGUUCCUCCUCUCUGCUGCAGAAGAAAACGAAAGCAGCCAUCUCCACCCUUUUUCUGCUUAUUUAUGGCGGCGGCGGCGGCGACGACGACGAAUUCCCAGCUCCACAACCCGAGCCGUUCUCCUCUGCCCAUCCCCUCCUCCAAAUGCUCACAUUUCUCUUCUUCUCUUCUCCUCGAACUCCAAGUCAAGCCGUAUCGGACCAAUUCGAUUCCGUCUUUGACGAGCAAUUGCAGGUCUAGCCGCGUUUAUUGCGAAAUCAAGAGCUUUGAGAGCCACCAAAACUACCACCAACAGAGUUUGACCGUCGGGUUUUUAUCCGGCUCCGGUCAGUUACACUCAAUCCAGAGCUCUUCACCUCCUUCCUCCGUUCCAAUGGCUGCCACUGCGUCCUCGGAUUCCGGGUCCAAAGGCGUCAAGCGGAUCUGCCUCUUCUACUGUGACGAGACCAAGGCGCUGGCUGAGCGAAUUGCUGCUCGGUCGGACGCUAUCGAGCUUCGUUCCAUCAACUGGAAGACAUUUGAUGAUGGGUUCCCAAACUUGUUCAUACCAAACGCUCAAGGGAUUCGGGGCCAGCAUGUUGCUUUCUUGGCAUCAUUUAGCUCGCCGAAGGUGAUAUUUGAGCAGCUAUCAAUCAUCUAUGCACUUCCCAAGCUUUUCAUCUCUUCCUUCACUCUCGUCCUGCCCUUUUUCCCAACUGGCACAUCCGAGCGUAUGGAGGAUGAAGGAGACGUUGCCACAGCUUUCACUCUUGCUAGGAUCUUGUCCAAUAUACCAACUUCAAGAGGAGGGCCUACUAGCUUGGUGACUUUCGAUAUCCAUGCCUUGCAGGAGAGGUUUUAUUUCGGGGAUAACAUUCUGCCGUGCUUCGAAAGUGGGAUACCUUUGCUUAUGAAUAGGCUGCAACAGCUUCCAGAUUCUCAUAAUAUAGCAAUAGCUUUCCCUGAUGAUGGAGCGUGGAAAAGGUUUCAUAAACAACUGCAGCAUUUCCCCACGAUUGUGUGCGCCAAGGUUCGUGAAGGUGAACAGAGAAUCGUGCGUAUCAAGGAAGGAGACCCUCAAGGACGGCAUGUAGUUAUUGUUGAUGAUCUGGUUCAGUCAGGUGGCACCUUGAUUGAAUGUCAGAAAGUGCUGGCCAAACAUGGAGCAUCAAGAGUAAGCGCUUAUGUUACGCACGGUAUUUUCCCUAAUCAGUCGUGGGAACGCUUUCAGUUCGACAGUGCAGGUAAUCCAGCUACCGGACUGAGCUAUUUCUGGAUCACUGAUUCAUGUCCAUCGACAGUAAAUGCAGUGAUGAAAAGACAACCGUUUGAGGUUCUUAGCCUGGCUAGUUCGAUAGCAGCAGCCCUUCAGAUCUGACCCUAAUGUUUAAAAGCUUUUCCAACAUCGUCUAUAUAUGAGGCUUUUGUUUCUUGUUUGCCAUGAAGUUUUUGGUUCUUUUUUCUUCUUCAACAGCGUAUGAGUGUAUGUCAAUAAGAGGUACAAGAAAAAAAAUAAAUGUUUGCCUUAAAUAUUUCUCAUGUAUAAUGAUUAAUGAAUAAUAGGAGUGCAAUGAAUAAAAGCUGG